ACUGUUCCCAAGAUGUCCCUCUGGAACAUCGUGUCCCACAUGCCGCAGGAGGAGCUCAGCAGCCUCUCCCCAGAGUUCCCCCGGAGCCUGCGCUGCCUCCUGGCCGACUGGCUGGAGAACCAGCCCUGGGAGUUCAUCAGUGGCUCGGACGCCUUCUGCACCAGCGUGGCCAGCCGGUUGUUCUCGGCCAUGCUGGAGAAGCUCCGCGGCGCUGCCGGGGCUGAGGGGCAGCAGUGCCAGGUCCUCCAGCAAGUCAACGGCCUCGAGGUGUGUGGGGACCCUCGGGAUGGUCCCCCUGUGACACCCAUUUCCAGGCUCGUGGGCAACGAGCUCGUGUGGACUCAGCGAGUGGCUUUUUGGGGUGUUCCAGAUGACAGAGGGGGGGUUUUGUGUCCCAGGGCUGACCUCAGCUCUGCAGACCGGUGACCCCCGGGGAGCUGCCACAUCCCCCCCAAAACAGACCCUGACCCUGUGGGGAACCUCCUGAGCCCCUCAGCCCCCCAUGGCCCCAACUGUCAACACCGGGGGCCACCUCACCAGAUUCUUCCCCAUUUUCUGCUCAAGCAUCCGAUUUCUCCUUCCUCUGUGCCGUGUGGGGCUGCAUUUCCUCCCGUCAUGGGCACUGGGUUUCACUUUUGGGGCUGUUUCUCUUAUUGGGGCUGUUUCUCUUGUUGAGGCUGUUGAAAUCGCUCUGUUCCUCUCCCACCCUCUGAUUUAUCCCCCCUCUCUGGCCAGCGGAGCUUGGAACGCCAGGGCUGAGCAGGACUCACUCCCAGAGCCCUGUUCAGGUUGAAAACUCCGCUCUUUGGGUAACAGACAUUUUUAAUAUCCAACAUUUGGGAAGGGAUCAGCUUCAGUCACAACCUCUGGGGAAGAGGGUGACUUUCCAAAACAAGGCUCUUGCUUUUUGCGAUGGUUGCAGCAAACAAGCAGAUGUUUCAGCUCCUGCUGAAGCAGAGCUGCCCUCCCACGUUCGUGUUCCCUCCUCGGGCCAUCCCUCAGCCCAGAACACCAAACCCUGGUUUCUCUGUGCCCGGGCGGGCUCUUCCCUUCUGUUGGUGCUGCCGUGGGCGGUGGGAGCCGGGUGCUCCCCAGGAUGGGUAACCACAGGGCCAGGGGUGCAGGCAGGAGCCAAACCUGGGCCUUUUGCACCUUGAAUCCCACGUUUUGCCUGGAAGAGCCCUGGGGGCUGCCGGUGCUGCACUCAGACCCCCGUGGAUCUGCAGCAGAGCUGCCUCCCACCAGGACAGGAACGCGCCGAGCGCACCACGGCUGCUCCCCGCUGGGUUCUGCCGCUGUUUUGGGAAGUAGCUAAUUUGGGAAAUGCGUGAAGGCCGGAGGAGCUGGCACAGGAGGGCACAGGAGCUGGAGCCAGCGGGGGAAUUCCUCCCUUUCCGCUGUUUUCAGUGGAAAGCAUCGA
Molecule: messenger RNA, 1420 nt
Organism: Manacus vitellinus (golden-collared manakin)
Lineage: Eukaryota; Metazoa; Chordata; Aves; Passeriformes; Pipridae
Product: signal transducer and transcription activator 6-like
Exons: 2
Coding region: 13-426 (137 amino acids)
Biological process (GO): signal transduction; regulation of DNA-templated transcription
Source: RefSeq, a predicted model, not a curated record